Messenger RNA from Pararge aegeria (speckled wood butterfly), 2594 nucleotides. RefSeq names its product U4/U6 small nuclear ribonucleoprotein Prp3 (gene Prp3). The coding region runs from base 241 to 2361 and encodes 706 amino acids. NCBI's taxonomy places the organism in Eukaryota, Metazoa, Arthropoda, Insecta, Lepidoptera, Nymphalidae. The transcript is spliced from 15 exons. Gene Ontology annotation, cellular component: U4/U6 x U5 tri-snRNP complex. The record is from RefSeq and is a predicted model, not a curated record. Gene Ontology annotation, biological process: mRNA splicing, via spliceosome.
ACUCGAUAAAAAAAAGUUUGUCUAUGUCUAUUGUUUACGUCAAACAAAAAUAUUUUGUGGAGGAUUUUAAAUUCCAGAAUGCGCUAAUUAAAUCAUUAACAAAGUUAAAACUAAUUCAUUUCAUCCAAAAACUUGCUUAGCAAAACUCAUUUGCCGUUAGUGAUAAAUUUAAAAGUAUAACCUAAAAGGUUUGAGAGAGCUAACAUUUCAUAGUGUUUUUAGUGCGUUGCAGUGUUUAUUAUGGCUUUACAGCUGUCUCGAAGGGAGGUGGAAGAUUUGCGCUCCUCUCUGGACCGCGCAAUAUACAGGACUAUUGGAAAAUCAGAUAGUUCUUUACUGUCAACAGUCUCUUCUUGCUUGACCAGCGGGUAUGAAAGACGCAAGAUAAUAGACAAAAUAUCAUCCCACAUUGAGUCGAAGAAGGCAAGCAAACUCGCAGAUAAAGUCCUCGCAUUGGCGCAGGAGCUGGUGUCCUCGGCAAAGCCUCCGAAACGGAAACAUGACGAGAAUAAGGAGAGGGAUAAAGAAGUUAAAAGGUCUCGCCAUGAGGACAAACACGAGUCGCGAGACGAGAAACGCGACAGAGACAAAGAAGAACUGAAAGAGAAGAAACCGGAGAAUUUAAUAGAGAUCCCUCCGGCCAAUGCGGAGGGGGAGACCAUAGGAUCCAAGAUGGCGGGCCUCAGUGCUGAUAAAAUCAAGCUGAUGAUGGCCAACGCCCAGAAGGAAAUUGAGGAACGCAAGAGGACCCUGAUGGCGCUGAAGGGCGAGCGCAACGUGUCCGCGGCGGCCGCCACCGCGCAGCAGAUCAAGGGACAGAUGCCGCAGAGUAGCUCCAUCCCUCCGCCCAGCGUCAUCAAGCCCGUACUCUACUCCAAACCCGCUGCUGUGCCCAUAUCCGCUGAGGAGUUGGAAAAGCAACGUAAGAUAGCUGAGCUGCAGGCGAGGAUACAGAGAAAGCUCGCAGGUGGGGCCCUGGUCCCAACGGGCAACGUGGGCCCUGCGCCCCUAAUCCUGGACCGGGAGGGGCGCACAGUCGACACCUCGGGCAAGCGAGUGCAGCUUACACACGUCGCACCCACCCUCAAGGCCAACAUAAGAGCGAAAAGGCGCGAAGAGUUCCGAGCCCAGCUAAGUGGGCAGGUCACGGAGCCAGUGGGCGAAGCCGCGUGGGUGGACGAGCGAGUCGCGAGCAAGCCGCCCGUGCGUGUGAAGAGGGCCUUACGCUUCCACGAGCCGGGCAAGUUCACACAGAUGGCCGAGCGGUUGCGGAUGAAGGCGCAACUGGAGAAAUUGCAGAACGAAAUAUCCCAAAUCGCCCGCAAGACCGGCAUCUCGUCAGCAACCAAGUUGGCGUUGCUGUCAGCUGACGUUCCGGACUCAGACCGUGUGCCGGACAUUGAGUGGUGGGACAGCGUGAUCCUCAUGACCCCGGACGAGCGGGAGGUUAAGCGGAAGCGCAGCCGUCUAGCGAACCCGACCGACCAGCGUACCGAAACGCAGCGGGUGGAGGCCUGCAACAUAGGCGACGAUGACAUCAUAGAGAACGUCAACGAAGACGCCAUCACCAACCUGGUAGAGCACCCGCAGCAGCUGAGGCCGCCCACAGAACCGCUAAAGCCGACGUACAUGCCGGUGUUCCUCACGAAGAAGGAGAGAAAGAAGUUGAGGCGACAAAGCCGUCGGGAGGCCUGGAAAGAGGAGCAAGAGAAGGUCCGCUUGGGCCUCGAGGCCCCGCCAGAACCCAAGCUAAGGAUAUCGAACCUGAUGCGAGCCCUCGGCACAGAAGCGGUGCAAGACCCCACCGCCAUAGAGGCCAAAGUGCGCGAGCAGAUCGCCAAGCGCCAGAAAACCCACCAAGACGCAAACCAGGCGCGCGCGCUCACCAAAGAGCAGAAGCGGGAUAAGAUCGAUAGGAAAAUUCGCGAAGACACCUCUUUGGGAGUCCACGUAGCGGUAUACAGGGUGAAGGACCUGUUCGAGUGCGCGUCGGCCAAGUUCAAGGUCGAGGUGAACGCGAAACAGUUGCAUAUGACGGGCUUCGUGCUACUGCACCGCGGGUGCUGUGUCGUGGUCACGGAGGGCGGGCCCAAACAGCACGCCAAGUACAAGCGUUUGAUGCUGAACCGCAUCAAGUGGGAGGAGGAAAUGGUGAAGGACGCGGAUGGGGGGGAGAUUCCCAACGCCUGCCACCUGGUGUGGGAGGGCGUCACAGCCAGACGCUCCUUCGGGGACAUCAAGUUCAAGGUGAUGCCAACAGAAAAGCAAGCACGCGAGCUUUUCCACAAGCACGGCGUGGAACACUACUGGGACCUUGCGUACAGCGGCGCCGUGUUGGAUGCAGGCUCCGAGGAGCCCUAGGCCUGCGCCCUGAACGAACCCUUAAGAUAUCCCGUCGACGCCGCACAGUAUACCAGCUCACUACGCAGAAAAUGUGUUGAAUAACAGAAUUAAGAAAAUUCAGAACCCACAUUCAGCUUUUAUUGCAUGCAGUGCAUUGUGUCCAAAAACAGUGAAAACGCCCCGCGUACGUCUCACUUAACAUCCGAGGAAUUUUGCUAGCUCACAACUCUUUUUGCUAGCUCCCAUUUUCC